Lepus europaeus (European hare) is the source of this 7238-nucleotide messenger RNA. RefSeq names its product DLC1 Rho GTPase activating protein (gene DLC1). The record is from RefSeq and is a predicted model, not a curated record. Gene Ontology annotation, cellular component: membrane raft; focal adhesion. Gene Ontology annotation, biological process: regulation of Rho protein signal transduction; actin cytoskeleton organization; signal transduction. The transcript is spliced from 18 exons. Lineage: Eukaryota; Metazoa; Chordata; Mammalia; Lagomorpha; Leporidae. Gene Ontology annotation, molecular function: protein binding; GTPase activator activity; lipid binding. Bases 357 to 4976 code for a protein of 1539 amino acids.
GUCUGAAUUUAGUAGACAGAAGUCACCAGGAACGCCUUGACAGGAUCCUGCUUUAGCUAAGGCUCCCUCCAGCUGCGGAGGGUGUUUUUGUUAGAAUCACACACUGCGUGCAACUGCUUAGAAUAGAGCCAUGAUCUCAACCACGAAAUGUGAACUUAUAUUUUGGAGAAACUCUCGGAGACGGACUUCUUUCCUAGCCUGAGUGUUGAACAGUGUCACGCCUUGGUGUUACAGCUCCCCGUUGUCUAGGUGAUGAAAUGACAAAACUCACUCUCUACUUCAAUCCGUGAAUUUGAAACAAUCUUUCAUCAAGUUCAGUCUCCUUUAGCCUCAUAUGGAAUGUAUCUCUCUGUCUGAUGUUAAACUAUGAUGACAUGUCUGUAGCUAUCAGAAAAAGAAGCUGGGAAGAACAUGUGACCCAAUGGAUGGGACAGCCUCUGAAUUCUGAUGAUUGUAACACAACAUGUCAUCAUGGACUCGUAGCUGAUAGAUUGCAGGCAAGUAUGGAAAAAGAUGCAACACUAAAUGUGGACCUCAAAGAGAAGUGUGUUUCACUACCGGACUGCUGUCAUGGUUCAGAGCUGAGAGAUUUUCUUGGGAGACCAAUGGGUCACGUUUCAAAGGAGGUGGGUGAAAAUGACAGCCCCGAAGGAGAAGAUCCAUUUCUCUCUCUGGAGGCCAGCACAGAAACAUUAGUGCAUGUUUCUGAUGAGGACACCAAUUCUGAUCUAUCACUGACCGAUGAUAAGAUUUUAACUACCCAAGGGCAUAAAACAUCAGACCAACAUAGCAUUGAAGGAGCAGGCUCCUUGGUAAAGACAUUGCCUAUCAUGGAAAAUAACCAAGAUUUUUAUACUUCCUGGAGAAUGGCUGGCAAAGCUGAUUUAGCACUGGUAGAAGAAAGUGGAGAGAAGAAAGUUGUUGACAUUAUAAGUAAAAGCCUGGAGCUUUGUAAUGAUAUAAGCUUACAUGAAAUUCAAGAUGCACCCAAAGUAAAUACAUUAGAUUCUUUGAAUGUGAAAGUUAUUGUGCCUGAGAAGCAACUGCUUAAUUCUGCUGUAAUUGCUCAGCAACGAAGAAAACCUGAUUUCCCUAAAGAUGAGAAUGAAAGAAACACCUGCAAUGUGGGUCACGAUGAGUUCUUGGCUGUUCCUUGCACAGACAGAGAGCCUCCAUUAUCAAAAGCAGAUUUUGGAAGCUGCCUUCCACAGCCUCCUUUCUGCACCAGUGGAAUGCCAGCUGAAAAUGGCCUGGAAAAGAGUGGUUUCUCAGAAUAUCAAAACAGAAGUCCUCCAAAGGUCAAUGCCGAAGAUGGCAUGCAGUGUUUACACUUACAGGAGCCUCUGGCCACCCAGGAACCGACAGAUAGCCAAGUCAGACUUCGCAAGAGAAAGGAAAUGAGAGAAGAUCGAGACAGGGCGCGGCUGGACUCCAUGGUGCUGCUGAUUAUGAAACUGGACCAACUUGACCAAGACAUUGAGAAUGCCCUCAGCACCAGCUCCUCCCCGGCCAGCACCCCAGCCAGCCUGCGGCGGCACGUCCCUGAUCUGGAAUCAGGAUCUGAAAGUGGAACAGAUACUAUUUCAAUAAUUCAGACACCAGAAAACCUGUCUUCCAACACUGAGUGCACUGACCUGCCAUCUUCCAUCCCCGUGGCCAAUUCUGGAACCAAACCCAAGACGGCUAUUCAAGGUACUUCAGAGAAGGAAAAGGCUGAAAUUGAAGCCAAGGAAGCUUGUGAUUGGCUACGGGCUACUGGUUUCCCCCAGUACGCGCAGCUUUACGAAGUUGUUUGUGUUUUUCUUGCAGAUCUCCUCUUCCCCAUCGACAUUACCCUGGUCAAGAGAGAGCAUGACUUCCUGGACAGAGAUGCUAUUGAGGCUCUGUGCAGGCGUCUAAAUACUUUAAACAAAUGUGCAGUCAUGAAGCUAGAAAUCAGUCCUCACCGAAAGAGAAGUGAGGAUUCUGACGAAGAUGAGCCUUGUGCAAUAAGUGGCAAGUGGACCUUCCAGAGGGACAGCAAGAGGUGGUCCCGGCUUGAAGAGUUUGAUGUCUUUUCUCCAAAGCAGGACCCCAUCCCCGGCUCCCCGGACGAUUCGCAGCUGCAGACCGCGGCGAGCCACGAGAGCAUGCUGACCGCCCUCAGCGAGCGCCCGGAGGUGUCUUCCAUCCGCAGCCUCAGCAGCACCAGCAGCCUCCCCACCCCUGGGCCCCACAGCGCCGACGCCACCACGCCCCGGACCAACUCCGCCAUCAGCAUCUGCUCCUCGGGCAACUUCAAUGGCAACGACGACUCUUUCUGCAGCCUGCCCUCGCCCAAGGAGCUGUCCAGCUUCAGCUUCAGCAUGAAGGGCCACGAGAAGAACGCCAAGUCCAAGACACGGAGUCUGCUGAAACGCAUGGAGAGCUUGAAGCUCAAGGGCUCGCACCACGGCAAGCACAAAGCACCGUCCAAGCUGGGGCUCAUCAUCAGCGGGCCCAUCCUGCAGGAGGGCGUGGACGAGGAGAAGCUGAAGCAGCUCAACUGCGUGGAGAUCUCCGCCCUCAACGGCAACCACAUCAACGUCCCCAUGGUACGGAAGAGGAGCGUGUCCAGCUCCACGCAGACCAGCAGCAGCAGCAGCCAAUCGGAGACCAGCAGCGCCGUGAGCACGCCCAGCCCCGUCACCAGGACCCGCAGCCUCAGCGCCUGCAACAAGCGGGUGGGCAUGUAUUUAGAGGGCUUUGACCCUUUCAAUCAGUCCACAUUCAACAACGUCAUGGAGCAGAACUUCAAGAACCGCGAGAGCUACCCCGAGGACACGGUAUUCUACAUCCCCGAGGACCACAAGCCCGGCACCUUCCCCAAGGCCCUUUCCAAUGGCAGUUUCUCCCCAGCCGGGAGUAACAGCUCCGUGAACUGGAGGACCGGAAGCUUCCAUGGCCCCGGCCAUAUCAGUCUGAGGAGGGAGAACAGCAGUGACAACCCCAAGGACCUGAAGAGGCGCAACUCCUCCAGCUCCGUGAGUAGCCGCCUCAGUAUCUACGACAACGUGCCUGGCUCCAUCCUGUAUUCCAGCUCCGGGGACCUGGCCGACCUGGAGAACGAGGACCUCUUCCCCGAGCUGGAUGACAUCCUCUACCACGUGAAAGGCAUGCAGCGGAUCGUCAACCAGUGGUCCGAGAAGUUUUCAGACGAGGGUGACUCCGAUUCCGCCCUGGACUCGGUCUCUCCCUGCCCGUCCUCUCCAAAGCAGAUACACCUGGACGUGGACCAUGACCGAACCACGCCCAGUGACCUGGACAGCACCGGCAACUCCCUGAAUGAGCCUGAAGAGCCUUCCGAUGUCCCAGAAAGAAGGGAUUCUGGGGUUGGGGCUUCCCUGACCAGGUGCAAUAGGCACAGGCUAAGGUGGCACAGCUUCCAGAGCUCCCAUCGGCCGAGCCUGAACUCCAUGGCACUGCAGAUCAACUGCCAGUCCGUGGCCCAGAUGAACCUGCUGCAGAAGUACUCGCUCCUAAAGUUAACGGCCCUGCUGGAGAAAUACACACCUUCUAACAAGCAUGGCUUCAGCUGGGCUGUGCCCAAGUUCAUGAAAAGGAUCAAGGUUCCAGACUACAAGGACCGGAGUGUGUUCGGGGUCCCUCUGACGGUGAACGUGCAGCGUACAGGACAGCCCCUGCCUCAGAGCAUCCAGCAGGCCAUGCGCUACCUCCGAAACCAUUGUCUGGACCAGGUGGGGCUCUUCAGGAAAUCUGGUGUCAAGUCCCGGAUUCAGGCGCUGCGCCAGAUGAAUGAGAGCGCCGUAGACUGUGUCAGCUACGAAGGGCAGUCCGCGUACGACGUGGCAGACAUGUUGAAGCAGUAUUUUCGAGAUCUUCCUGAGCCACUGAUGACGAACAAACUCUCAGAAACCUUUCUACAGAUCUACCAAUAUGUGCCCAAGGAACAGCGCCUCCAGGCCAUCAAGGCCGCCAUCAUGCUGCUGCCGGACGAGAACCGGGAGGUCCUGCAGACCCUUCUGUAUUUCCUGAGCGAUGUCACAGCAGCCGUGAAAGAAAACCAGAUGACGCCCACCAACCUGGCCGUGUGCUUAGCGCCGUCCCUCUUCCACCUCAACACCCUGAAGAGAGAGAACUCGUCUCCAAGGGUAAUGCAGCGUAAACAGAGUGUGGGCAAACCAGAUCAGAAGGAUUUGAAUGAGAACUUAGCUGCCACUCAAGGUCUGGCCCACAUGAUUGCCGAGUGCAAGAAGCUCUUCCAGGUUCCCGAGGAAAUGAGCCGGUGUCGUAAUUCCUAUACGGAGCAAGAGCUGAAGCCGCUCACGCUGGAAGCACUGGGACGCCUGGGUAGCGAGGAGGCCGCUGACUACAAGCACUUCCUCCAGGACUGCAUGGACGGCCUGUUCAAAGAGAUCAAGGAGAAGUUUAAAGGAUGGGUCAGCCACCCCACCGCUGAGCAGGCCGAGCUGUCCUACAAGAAGGUGAGUGAAGGACCCCCUCUGAGGCUUUGGAGGGCAACCAUCGAAGUCCCUGCUGCACCCGAGGACAUCUUGAAGCGCCUGCUGAAGGAGCAGCACCUCUGGGACGUAGACCUGUUGGAUUCAAAAGUGAUUGAAAUUCUGGACAGCCAAACGGAAAUUUACCAGUAUGUGCAAAACAGCAUGGCGCCCCACCCUGCCCGGGACUACGUUGUGUUGAGAACGUGGAGAACUAAUUUACCCAAAGGAGCCUGUGCCCUGUUGCUCACCUCCGUGGACCACGACCGGGCACCUGUGGUGGGCGUGAGGGUUAAUGUGCUCCUAUCCAGGUAUUUGAUGGAACCCUGCGGGCCAGGAAAAUCCAAACUCACCUACAUGUGCAGAGCUGAUCUGAGGGGCCACAUGCCAGAGUGGUACACAAAAUCUUUUGGACAUUUGUGUGCAGCGGAAGUGGUGAAAAUCCGAGACUCCUUCAGUAAUCAGAGCACUGACUACAAAGACGGCAAAUCCAGGUGAUUAUUGAAGCAAAGCAACUGUGUCCACCACCCAGAUGCUGGUUUCGAGAACCUAUCGGUCCUUGGAAGAGUGGCUUCCGUGUCUAAGUUGGAGUGUAGACAUGGACUAUAGCAAUUUGUUAACACUUUCAAAGCUGCUUCCUGAUUGUUUAAGGUCUGUGUUAUAGACCUUGACUGGAAUAUAUAUGACUGUGCAAAAAAAAAAAAAAAAUUGCAUUUGUAUUCUUAUUCAAAUUGCUUCUGAGAAGCAAAACUCUUUAAGUACAUUGUGAAAGAUGGUGAGGAUGUUUCCUUCUCUUGUGUACCUAUGUCAUUGUAUUUGCAUGUGUGGAGGGACUGGUGUAUCCACUGGAAGAGUUGGUACUCUCACGAGCAGAGCAGGGUUUGCACAGAGAAAUUUGGAUGUGUGUUUGUUGCUGGUUGAAUGGCAUAGAUGUGAAAGUCGUAAUGCAGUGUCUGGCACACUGAGACGCCUCCAAGAAGGACAUUGAUGUAUCAGGUUCAGUUUGACCUGGAGUAUCUGACUGCCCAGGGAUUCAUCCGGGAAGGGGACCCAACCCCCUUGUCCAGAUAUUGUUUUUGUCCCCUGUUGUUAAGCAUAUUCCUUCCCCAACCAACCUUUUCUUGACCUUAAAACUAACUGUAGGCCCAUUUUCAAACACUUUGUUUUGAGAUCUCAUUGCAAAGAGAGCUGAACUUUUAACUAGUAUAGGUUAGCUCUGUCCCUGCCCUCUUGCUGGCUAAACCACAGGGUUUUGUCCUUUGUUUUCUUCUUUUGGAUUGAGAUAUAAAAGCUAAAGACUCUUUAACAGUUACUCCUGGAGCAAGCAUCGAAACUUUUUGUCUGCUGAAAUUCUCGCCGUUUUUGUGUUUGUAACAGAAAUGCUUUGUGACAUUAUGGAUGGAACAGAGAAAGCUGUCUUAAGGAAAUCCCUGUAAAUUUAACUCAGCCAUGAGGGUUUUCCUUUUUUAGUUACUGUUAGCAGCUUUCCUGAAAGCCACACAUGUUUAUUAAUUGGGUUUAUCCUUAUCAGCAAAAAGGUUUUCUGGUCUUAGGACAUUUUGUUUUGUCUCUCUUGUGUUUUUUCUUUAUCUUUUCCUUAAAAGUGCCCUUGAAAUAUAUUUUAGCGGUAAUGGAAGGUAGUACUCUUUAGUUUUUAAAAAAAAGUACAGGUUUUUUGGUGUUUUUUUUUUUUUUGAAGGGCGGUCUUUCUACAGGUUUUACUGUAAUGAUAAAGAUUGACUCGAGACAGUAUUAAUAAAUUUAUUUUGUAUGGAUCAGAAGUGAAUAAUGUAUGAAUGAGAGUUGUAAGAAGGAUUUUUAUUUUGUUAUAAUUUAGUUACCGUUGUCAGUGUUAUUUCAAAGGUUAUUUGAAGAAUGGGGGGGUCAGGUUAGAGCUUUACAAUUUGAGUAUUUUUGAAUAUCAGUGCUCCUCUUCAUGAAGAUAUACUUGUAUAUUCAAUUUGAUGGCUUCUGGGUUUAUAAGAUUGUAUGUUGUAUAUACCAUUCUAUUAAGAAACAUGUACACAUGUCCACUGUGCUUUGAAACAUAGAUAAAGCAUGAUAAAGAUUAUUAUUUAAAAUAUCCUUGUAUUUAUACCUCAGAUAUUCUUUUGGGUUUUGUACCUCAAGGCUUUUCCCCCUCCCUACUGUAAAUACACUUUACAUAAAUACAGUCUAAAUGGGAAAAAAAUAAAUAAAGGAAGAGGUUUAUAACUUGCUUUAUAUCUGUACAGAAUAUAGUCAGUACGUGCACUAUUAAAUGUUUAAAGGAAGGGAAACGUCUGGCCUGCUUUCCUUUGUUUUGCAUCACUCACUCCCUUAAAACCACAGAUUGCAAAGCGCAGCACUGUAGCGUCAGCGAAAAUCAGAAGGUGAAUUCGUUGAAGAAAAAGUUGGACUGUAACCAUUCCACGGCCAGGCUGCAACGGAGCAAACAGGAAACGCUGGGAAAGGUUCAGGAAGGGCCCCUUGGGGAAGCGUGCUGAGAGAGGUGCUGCAGUGCAAAGCCAAGGUCACGGCUUGCUUGCACAAAAGAUCUCUCCUACUGUUUGGCUCUCCUGUGGAAAGGAUUUAACAGGAAUUCAAAGGAUGAAUUUUGCUUGGUCACCUGAAGCCCUAUCACCACGCCUUACUUGACGCAUUGCCUAGAUUGUAAGCUCUUUGAGGGCAGAGCACAAUUCCUACACAUCUUGAUAAUCCCCUGCUGCAGCGUUCCGUAUUCUGUACUUGUAGGCACCUAAUAAAUUUAUUAUUUCCUAA